This is a messenger RNA of Trichobilharzia regenti, 1079 nucleotides long. Lineage: Eukaryota; Metazoa; Platyhelminthes; Trematoda; Strigeidida; Schistosomatidae. The record is from the annotation of a GenBank genome assembly.
AAAAUAUAAUGUUUAUCCGCUUUUAUUAUUGUUAUUUCAAAGCCCGCCUCAGUAACGUAAGGCACGUAUUAGCCGCAACGUUUAUGCAAAGGAAAAUCUACCAAUCACAGUGUGCGUAAGUGACCUUCAAGUGCUCAGCCUCUCCAUAAGCCAUUUGUGCCGCUAUCCUCUAUCCAGGACGACAGCACGCUGUCACACCAUGCAAAUAUUUCCGUGUAUUGUGCAUUUGAGGAUAAUGAAAGCAGUUGGCCAAGCUGUACCUUCUGCAUAAACUUAUUCGACAAAUCGCUGCACGACUUGUCUGCCUGGUAGGUUACCGUUAUACGUCUUCUAGUGUUACUCAUGUGGGAUUCAAGUAGGAACGCUAGGGAAUGCUCUAAUUCCCCACGAACCACUAUAUCCCUGGAUAAGUAACAUAUUCUCCUAAGAAAAUACAACGGAAGCUUUUUGUCUCCAGAUAAAGUAACCCCCGUACAAGCGCAUAAAAUUCCAGGGAAUUACGAUAUACAAUACCACAAUACUAACAUCUUUAUUACCGAAAUUGAUGGGCCGAAAGGGAAUUCGCAACGCUCGCUAUAAAACUAAGAACAAAACGAGGGAUAUUGACCAGAUAUGCACCGAUCUAAAAGAGGAAAAUAUUACUAAACGUAUGAAUGAGGCUAUGGAACCAGAUGAAGAUAGACCUGGUUUAGGUCAAUUUUUCUGCAUUUUUUGUGAUAAAUAUUUUAUUGACCAAGAAACUCUUGAUUUACACAAAAAACAGAAACCUCAUAAGCGGAGACUGAAAUCACUGAAUGAACCACCACAUACACAAGAAGAUGCAGAUUACGCUGCUGGAAUAUUAAAAGAUGAUUAUAAAGUACCUUCAAAGAGAUUAUGCAGAAAUACACCUGAUCUAGGCCAGUUAAAUAUUUCAUCAGUACCCGAAAGUUCUUAUGUCUACAUAGAAUGAGCGAAUGACUUUGUACAACUCCUUUUUUAUUACUGUACAGCUGUACAAUAUAUCAUUUUCACAGGGAUUUAAUGUGUACAUUGAUUUUUGUAUUUUAAAUACACUAAUGGAUCAAAUUUGGAUAAAA